Messenger RNA from Emys orbicularis (European pond turtle), 1758 nucleotides. RefSeq names its product sialic acid-binding Ig-like lectin 13. The record is from RefSeq and is a predicted model, not a curated record. Bases 1 to 1758 code for a protein of 585 amino acids. The transcript has 9 exons. NCBI's taxonomy places the organism in Eukaryota, Metazoa, Chordata, Testudines, Emydidae.
AUGCUCAGUGUCCUGAUUCUCGCCCUACUCUGCAGGGGGUCCCUGUCCCAGCUGUCCGGAUUUAACCUAACGGUGCCACCGUCGGUGUCGGUGCAGGAGGGUCUCUGCGUUCUCGUCCCCUGCAACUUCACAUACCCUGCCUCAUCCAACACCUACAAUUCCUGGGACUACAAUCCCCGGGCCCGGCUCUACGGAUACUGGUACAAGGAUCAGGCCAAUGAGAGCCAAGAUCCGCCCGUGGCCAGCAGUGACCCCAGCCGGGGGGUGUCGCAGGAGACCCAGGGACGGUUCCGGCUUGCGGGGGAGCUGGCGUAUGGCGACUGCUCCCUGCUAAUCAGUGAAGCGCAAUGGAGGGACACAGGGAGAUAUUACUUCAGAUUCAAGAAAGGGAGAUUGAGAUACAGUUACCUCUUCAAUUCCGAUGGCACUAACACUAUACUCACGAUCUCCGUUCCAGACCCGCCCAGGCCCCCCAACAUCACCGGGACCCUGACCAGGAACGGACGCCCAGUGCCAGAUGCGUGGGGAGCUGAGGGCGACGUCGUGUCUCUGGAGACCCAGGAGGGCGACUCCCUGAACCUGAGCUGUGAGGCUGGGAGCAGAGCCGAGACCACCCUGAGCUGGGCCAAGGGGAAUGAGUCACUGAGCCCCAGCCAGGGAGGGGCCGGGUGCCUGGAGCUGCCGAAUCUCAGCCGAGGGGACGCUGGGGAGUAUCGGUGCUGGGCGAAGAAUUCCUACAUGUCGGCCAGCCGGGCCCUGCGUGUGCACGUGCAGAAUCCCAGAACCCUGGUGGUGAACGGUUCACAGCUCUCGGCCUGGGAGGGCGACUCCCUGCGGUUCCUCUGCUCCGUCGCCAGCAGCCCCCCCGCUGCGCUGCGCUGGGUGAAGGGGGGCCGAGCCGUCAAGGGCGCCAGUCCUGCGGGGGAGAAUCAGCUGCGGCUGGAGCUGCCCAACGUGACGGCCGAGGACGGGGGGCUGUACGGGUGCUGGGCCCAGAACAAGGAGAGCUCUGCCCAAGGGACGUUCCAGCUGCUUGUCGAGUACAGCCCCCGGCCGGGGACUGGGCUGAACUCGUCCUGCCAGCGCCAGGGGCCCAGCAUCAACUGCAGCUGCUCCCUGCGCUCCCACCCCCCACCCUGGCUUCAGUGGCAGGUGGAUGGGGAGCCCCUGACUGGGAACAGCUCGCAGGAGGCCCUGCAGCUCAGCUCGUGGGCCCAGGGGGACGAGGCCUCCAGCACCCUGAGCUGGACGGGGAGCGGGGACGGUGGCCCCAGAAUCUUCUGCCUCGGUUUCAACCCCCACGGGACCUACACCGCCCUGCACUUUGACUUCAGCCCCCCACGGAGAGGUGCGGAGGAGCCUGGCAAGCUGCUGGGCGUCGGGGUGGCCUGUGGGCUGGGGGUCGCCAUCGGCUUCGUCCUUCUCGGGCUCUGUGUGAUCAAGCUGCGGGGCUGGGAGCCGGCGCCCCCCAGCACUGAGGCCGGGGAAACAACUAACGGGAGCCAGGCCGAGCUCAUGGCCGACGACGCCAGCCUGAUCUACAGUAACGUCCCCACCAUGCCCAUGCAUCAGAAGACUCCAGCCACCCACCGGACCAAAGGCAUCCAGGACAAGGCUGCAGCAGCAAAGGUCCCACUAGGCCCUGGGAAGCUGGAGGAGCUGCACUACGCCGCCAUCGACUUCUCCAAGCUGCAGUGCAAAUGGGGGGAGCCCCCAGAGGCCCCUGACACAGAAUAUUCUGAAGUCCGGCUGAAAUAG